Cylas formicarius (sweet potato weevil) is the source of this 6062-nucleotide messenger RNA. RefSeq lists its product as uncharacterized. NCBI's taxonomy places the organism in Eukaryota, Metazoa, Arthropoda, Insecta, Coleoptera, Brentidae. The transcript is spliced from 17 exons. The coding region runs from base 3 to 3620 and encodes 1205 amino acids. The record is from RefSeq and is a predicted model, not a curated record.
CAAUGACUGCUCCCGUAGUGGCCAUCAAACAUGGUAAACUGCUUGGUGCAGUUAAAAAAAAUUUUGACGGAGACAAUUACUAUAGGUUUUUGGGCAUUCCGUAUGCCAAACCUCCAAUCGGAGAACUGAGGUUUAAGGCGCCCCAACCAAUAGAUCCUUGGGAUGAUGUAAGAGACGCAACCAAAGAUGGAAAUGUAUGUUACCAAAUAAACCAAUAUUCAGGCCAAAUCGCAACUCCGGCUAACGGUUCCGAAGACUGCCUUUACCUUAAUGUUGCUACAAGAGAACUUCCUGGACCUGGAAUAACGCCUAAACCAGUUCUGGUCCAUAUCCAUGGAGGAGCGUUUACGAUAGGCUCAGGAAACCAAGAAGGACCCAUUGCUGAGUCACCGGAAAUGAUUAUGACACAGGACGUUGUGUUCGUGGGAUUUAAUUACCGUUUAGGAAUUUUGGGAUUUCUUAGCAUGGAAGAUCCUUCCUUAGAGGUACCCGGAAAUGCGGGACUUAAGGAUCAAGUUCUAGCAUUAAAAUGGAUUCAAGAAAACAUUGCGGCGUUCAACGGGGAUCCAAAAAAUGUGACAAUAUUCGGAAUAAGUGCUGGAGGAGCUGCCGUUCAGUUUCAGCUUCUGUCUCCUUUAUCCAGAGGGCUCUUUCAUCGAGCGAUUACCCAAAGCGGUUCAGUUUUAAGUCCAUGGGCUUGGGGAUCGAAAAAUGCAAUACUAGCGGCCGAAAAAUUGGGCGAGAGCGUAAAAACUGAGAAAGAAGCUUUGGAGAUACUGAGACGGGUGCCAGUCGAAGAGUUGUUUGAAGCCCAAAGCAAAUUGGAGGACAAUAUUGAAGAUAGCAGAUACCGAAGGCCGUUUUCUCCCGUGAUAGAGACACCCAGCCCAGAGGCAUUUUUAGAUAAACACCCAGUGGAAUUGCUCAAGGCUGGAGAGUUCAAUCGGGUACCGUUAAUCAUCGGUUGUACGACUGAAGAAUCUUUGACUGUGAUCACCGUCCGUAAAGGAAAAUCAUCUAUAGAACAGGGCAUACCUUGGUACUUUGAUCUGAAAUCAGAUAGUGAAGAAUAUGAGAAAGUCAGGAAAGAAUUUAUAGAUUUUUAUGGUCACCGCGAUGCUGUUGAUGGGUUUGUCUUCAAGCUGUAUUCGGAUGCCAUGUUUGUCGGGGCAGUUACAGAAUUUGCUAGAUUAACUGCAAAAGCAUCUCAGAAUCCUGUGUUUUUCUAUCAGUUUGCAGCUUCGAGCGUCUUGGAAAAUUUAGAUGAAGCUCUAAGGAGUAAGCAAGACUUUGCCAAAGGCAAAGGCGCGUUUCACGGAAUCGAUGGUUUAUAUAUUUUUGGUAAAAAACCGCCUUUAAUAAAGUCACCCAAUGAUGUAAAAAUUAUGCGUAACGUUUUGAAAAUGUGGACGAAUUUUGCCAAGGAUGGUAGACCAACGAUCAAGGACCAACCAACGAACUGGGACCCGGUGACAGAUCCAGAGAAUCUGAGUUGUUUAAUAAUCGAUGAAGAAUUAAAGUUUCAGAGCAAUCCCUUUGCGGACAGUACGGAUUUCUGGAAAAAACUGUAUACAAAAUAUGAUCUUAAAUUGUUGCUAGACUUACCUAAGAACCCUCCUCCUUUAUCCGGGCUUGGGACCGGCAGUGACAACUGUGAGCUACUCACUCCACCCACAGCUGCCCCAGGCAGAGUUGCAAAAUUUGGGAUGCAAAAUUACAAGCUCUGGAUUCCUGGAAGAAGAAAAGACCUACUGGACGACCACCUAAACGUUGGCGAGAUAGUUGGCAGUCAACCUCGCAAGAGUUGCUUAGACGAGGAGGAAACCGGAACUAAACAGGCGAUACGCAUUCUAAAAGAGGAAGAAGAAGAAGAAGGGAAUUCUCUGCCUUUCGAAAAGUUAUAUUAUAUGAAAACAGACAUUACAGAAAACAAUCAGGGAUAUGACGAAAAUCUUUCGAGUCCGAUACUGAAUGCAACUGGAAUUUAUAAUAAAUUAAGUAAUUUUGUUGUUUUCGAGCCAGUUAGCCGCGACAAAAUGACUGAGCCGAUUGUUACGGUCAAGCAGGGCAUUUUGCGAGGCAAAAUUGCAAAAGAUUUCGAUGGAAACAAUUAUUACAAGUUUUUGGGUAUACCAUUCGCUAAACCACCUAUUGGAAAUUUAAGAUUUAAGGCUCCGGAACCUGCUGGACCAUGGGAGGACGUCAGAGAUGCGACCACAGAUGGAAAUAUAUGCUAUCAAAUGAACAUACUUACCAAGACCGUAUCUGGUUCAGAAGAUUGUCUUUAUCUUAAUGUCGCUACUAAGCACCUUCCGUCAGAAGAAAUUUCACCAAGACCGGUAAUGGUUCAUCUCCAUGGAGGUGGAUUCGUCAGCGGAACGGGCAAUCAGGAUCAGGAAAUGUUCGGGUCAGCCGACUACUUGCUAACGGAAGAUGUGGUAUUUGUAGGUGUUAAUUAUCGACUCGGUAUUUUGGGUUUCCUUAGCCUGGAAGAUGAGUCACUCGAUGUUCCCGGUAAUGCUGGCCUAAAAGAUCAAGUUCUCGGAUUAAAGUGGGUACAAGAAAACAUCGCUUUUUUCAACGGUGAUCCCAACAACGUUACUAUAUUUGGAGUGAGCGCUGGUGGAGCCUCCGUUCAAUUUCAAAUACUAUCACCGCUUUCUAAGGGUUUGUUUCAUAAGGCUAUUAGUCAGUCGGGUGGAAUUUUAAACCCAUGGGCAUGGGGAUGCCGAAACAACGCCAUAGAUGCUGCGAAAAAGCUGAACCAAGGCGUAAAAUUCGAGGCGGAUGCUUUGGAAGUUCUACAAAAUAUCUCAAUCGAAGAACUAUAUAAAACCCAACUACAAUUUAAGGAUGACCUCUUGGAGAUGAGAGCAAGAAGACCGUUCUCUCCUGUAAUAGAAAAAUCCAGCCCAACAGCGUUUUUAUCUAAGCAUCCCUUAGAAGUUUUAAAGUCGGGUGAGUUUAACCAAGUGCCAAUGAUAGUGGGUUGCACGUCUGAAGAAGGCUGGAGGUUUGAUACGUUUAAACAAUCUCAAAGUUGCAUUGAGCAAGGCAUUCCUUGGUACUUUCACCUGAAGCCCGGCACUGAAGAAUACGAAAGAGUCAACAAAUCUUUCAAAGCGUUUUACGACGGAUACGAGUCGCGUGAUGGUUUCAUUUAUAAGUUAUACUCUGACGCAAUGUUUGUUGCUGGUAUUACAGAAUUUAUUAAACUGGCAGUUCAGAAGUCGGCGAAUCCGAUUUUCUUCUACCAGUUUGCUGUAGAUAGGGAAUUGGCCGACUGUUUAGGUAUUUUGCUUAACUUGAAAUAUGAACCAGGAAAAGGUGCAUCUCACGCUGCAGAUUGUGCUUAUAUGUUUAUGCUGGUGGGUCACCCAGUGAGUGAUCCUACCGACAUAAAAAUAAUGAGAAACCUGGUGAAAAUGUGGACCAAUUUUGCCAAAUAUGGCGCACCAACGUUGGAUAGCUCGCUAGUCGAUUGGCAACCAGUGAAAAGCCCAAACGAACUGCCGUGUCUAAAAAUUGACGAGAAUUUAUCGUUAGUUCAAAAUCCAUUCCAAAAGAGUGUUGAAUUAUGGCAAGAAUUGUUCAGCAACUAUUACCCGAAGCUAUAUUAGGAAUAAAAGUUUUCAUGAACACAAAAUAUACGGUUGACUGUUUAAUUUCUUCUUCAUGUCUACAACUUAAUCUUCUGUCCGAUAUCUAAAAAUCCAAUUAAUAUUUACUUCACCAUUAUAAAUUCGUAUUAAAUUAUGCUUUAUUGUGUGGUAUGAACUCUCUUGUUAUAAAGUAAGCCAGAAAUUGUUUCGUAAAGCUUCUGUGUAACUUCUGAAUCAGCCUCGAUCUACUACUAAGGUUUUUAACAGAGAUAUUCAACACUAGAUUAGGAUAUAACGGUAUCACGGUAUAUAAUUUAGGGAAUUGCUUUAUUGCUCUGCUAACCAGAUCUCCGGAACUAAUCGGAUAAGCAUGGCAACCAGAAUUUGCGCUAAAGUUUCCUUUUGUUCUUUGUAUAUCUAAAAACUCAGAGCAAACAAGCAAUUUUUUUAAAAUAGGGCUUCUUCCGGUUAUCAAAAUUCAGAAUACUAAUUUAACUAAUUUAGUCGACUGCAGUAAUAAAUAAAACUCAUAAAAACGCAUUGUAGAAACUAGUGGUAUGGAGUGGCAGAAUCUACAAACUAUCGCAAAUGGGACGGCACCAACUUCAACAGCAGGUUGGUGGUCGCUUCACCUGGGGGUAGCUUCGUUGGCGCAACAAAACGAACACUUUAAAACCCGUUGGGCUCGAAUCGAAUUGAAAUUAAAGAACAACAGAAAUAGAGAACGAGCAUCAGUUGCAGGAACGCCGUCUGAUGUCGACACCUUACAUAUUUUUAAUUCGCUACUUUGAAGCUCUAGUAUUUGUAUUGUCCCUAUUUAACUGAUAGUGUCAAUGAUAAAAGCUAUUAUUUCUUAGUUGAAUGUUAGAAUCAUCCAGAGUGUAAUUUUUUCUAUUUAGACAUUUCGACAUUCUUCAAUGGUCGUUUGAAAAUAUUCUCCAAGAAUGGAACAUGUGAUUGAUUAGUAGGAUUCUUGAGAGGUUAAAUUAACACGGAUUAAUAGCAAUCCGUUUAUGUCACUACCAAAACUUCUAUUUCAUGAGGACCUGUGAUGAUGAUGAUUGAAAUGCAGUCCUUAAACUGUAUCGAUUCACCAUCUAGGAGGAGGAGUAUGAGGGAUGGCAACUCUAGCAUUAUGCGAAUGCUAGAUGCAUUUUUUCAUCGUAAAUUAUAUGUUAGGCAUGAAGUUAUUCGCGCUACCCCUUGGGGACUACGAAAAGUUCGCUGAUUGGUGCAGAACUGACUGUUGUAUUUUCCUCCCUAAUAUCGAUGAUUGGAAACAGUUAAUUUAUCUUUGAGACUGGACUAAAGCAGCCUAAUGAUGAAUUAAGGUCAAGUAGUCGGGUCGGCGAAUGGAAAGCAGCAAAUCAAAAAACGCGUCCAGAAGUCAGAAAACCUCACACUGCGGUGGGUACUCCGGCAACUAGCAUUUAGGCAGCUAUAUUUUACCAUUCUCGUAUAUUUGUAUUGUGUAUGUAUUUAGUAUGUAGUAUAUGGUACCAAAUUAAACCCGUGAGUAGUUUAUGCAUGUGUCGUAUACUAUACUUUUCCUACGACUAAUAGUUUUCGGGGACAUUUUUCCCAAAGAACACGACUCCCAAACUCGUGAUUAAAGUAUCGAAAACGGCCGAAGUGGUUGAUGCCCGUAAAUAAUGACGCUGACGUACGUCAGGUGAUCUAAACAAACAGAAGAGAGCGGUAUUGUAAAAGUAGGGCAAAAGCGCUACGAGACUGUCGGAGUCGUUUACACCGAACGUCUGAACAUCCGAGCUAUCCGAGAGAGUUAACGAAUUUUGAGUGAAUGAAAAAUAUCUAGAGGAUGUGGAUUUUCCUAUUCUCCAUCAUAAUUGUAGAUCGGCAACAACGAAUUAUUGGCCCCCAGUUGAUGCUGCUGAAACAUCCACGGUGUAGGGGAAGUAGAGAAAGUUGUCACGUAUUAGCCGGGAAUGCCGCGUCGUGGAUGAAAUUUCAGUCCAGUCCAGGAGGUUCUGCUUGCAGGGCAGGGUAGUUUGGGGGUGACUAGUAGGUACACUAGGUAAUUCACACGAGCACCGAGUUGUAUAUUGAUGAUAACGGUUACUUAAUGCCCGACUGAGCUGGGGAUUGCUUCGUGGUGCGCGGCUAUAGUGUAUUAGGAAUUCACUUGAGAUUGUAUGUAUUUGUUUUGUACAGCGCACAAGGAUGGAAACAAAAUAUUUCGGUUUGCAAUGACUGAAAUCGCAAAUUUCCCUUGUCCAAUCUUAUCUGUAACCAUGCAGCAGACGGUUCCUAAUUUAUAAUAAAAAAAGGCGAAUGCGCAAGUAUUUAAAUUAUUUACAUCGGCACAAUUAUCGUGUCUCUAACUAGGUUAGUAUGAUGAUUUUUUAAAAUGUUAAUUUCGAUAUUGCUUGGAAGAUGAUUUUAUGAUAUAUUUAUAUGAACUAUUCUAUUUAAAAUUGGCCAGAGUUAAAUUUAAAGGAA